AUGGCGGAGGCGGCUUUGGACGCCGUGCGGAGGGAGUUACGAGAAUUCCCGGCCGCCGCAAGGGAGCUCAGCGUGCCUCCUGCCGUGCCCUACCUGGACGAGCCCCCGACUCCGCUCCACUUCUACCGCGACUGGGUCUGCCCCAACAGGCCCUGCAUCAUCCGUAAUGCCCUGCGGCACUGGCCAGCUCUGCGGAAGUGGUCCUUCCCCUAUCUCAGAGCCACAGUGGGCUCCACAGAGGUGAGUGUGGCUGUGACCCCCGAUGGCUAUGCCGAUGCCGUCCGAGGGGACCGCUUUGUGAUGCCAGCCGAGCGCCACCUGCCCCUGAGCCACGUGUUGGAUGUGCUAGAGGGCCAGGCCCGACACCCGGGGGUCCUCUACGUGCAGAAGCAGUGCUCCAACCUGCCCACCGAGCUGCCCCAGCUGCUGCCUGAUCUCGAGUCCCAUGUGCCCUGGGCCUCCGAGGCACUGGGAAAGAUGCCUGAUGCUGUGAACUUCUGGCUGGGGGAGGCGGCUGCAGUGACGUCUUUACAUAAGGACCACUACGAGAACCUCUACUGUGUGGUCUCAGGGGAGAAACGAUUCCUGCUACACCCACCCAGCGACCGGCCCUUCAUCCCCUAUGGUAUGGGACUCCACCUGCAGGGGCUGGAGAGCGGGGGGCCAAGGUAG
Messenger RNA from Enhydra lutris kenyoni (northern sea otter), 672 nucleotides. RefSeq names its product jumonji domain containing 7. Lineage: Eukaryota; Metazoa; Chordata; Mammalia; Carnivora; Mustelidae. The transcript is spliced from 5 exons. Gene Ontology annotation, molecular function: 2-oxoglutarate-dependent dioxygenase activity. The record is from RefSeq and is a predicted model, not a curated record. Bases 1 to 672 code for a protein of 223 amino acids.